This is a messenger RNA of Vespa crabro (European hornet), 965 nucleotides long. RefSeq lists its product as uncharacterized. The transcript is spliced from 6 exons. Bases 257 to 766 code for a protein of 169 amino acids. The record is from RefSeq and is a predicted model, not a curated record. NCBI's taxonomy places the organism in Eukaryota, Metazoa, Arthropoda, Insecta, Hymenoptera, Vespidae.
AGUAGAUGGUACGAUGACACGACGCCAUUAGUAGUACUCUCGUUGACGCGUGCAUUACUUUCAAUAUCAUAUCUCGAAUUAUUUCCUCAUUUGAGAAAUCGUUCAAUUAUUAUCUGUGAUUUUCUUUGAAGGAGAUGCGAAUAAAUCAAAUCAAAUCUUCGCGUUUCAAACGACAAGUUUAAGUGACCUGAAAAAAUUUAUUCUCAAUUAAAGAAGAGAGGUUAUCUGUGUCGCACGCGCUUUUACAUUCAUCAAAAUGACAGUUUUACAAUCCUGCUGGUCUCCGUGCAUUUGGACAAAUAAUGUCAAAACAGGAUCCAAAGUUAUUGCAUUUUAUACAAUGGCACUGAGCAUUAUAUUUAUUACUUUAAUAUGCUAUCAAAUGAACGGUGGAGAUUCUACGCAGUUGUACAAUCCUCUUUUUGAAGCAGAUAUUAGAGGAUCGAUGCAAGUUAUAGGAAGUUGUUUGAUUGUUUACUUUCUACUUCUUACUAUUUCUGCUGCUUUAAUGAUAUAUGGAAUACGCGAAGGUGUAAGAGGAUGGCUACUACCAUGGUUAAUACUGUGGUUUAUCAUUUGCGUUUUCCUCUUAGUAUUUGGAUUAUGGCUAUUAGGAGGAUAUUAUAUUUAUUUGGACUCUGUAUUUGCUACACUAUGUAUAUGGCUUUGGAUGUCAUACAACAUUUACUGUUGGUUAGUCGUCUACUCCAUGUAUAAAGUAUUCGAAGAAUUACAGUCGCCUAAUAUUGAACUACUUUGGCCGUGAUAGGUAUAUUGCAAUAAUUUAUUAGUAAAAAAGUGCCUUUGACUACAUACUCAACACCAAAGUAAGCUGAAAUGCUCUACACCUACGUUGUGUUCUUUUUUACUUCGUUUGUGUCUAGUUUUAGGUGUUGUCUCAUGAUCUAUUUCAUAAGUCUUGCCAGAGUGCAAGAACGAUUAAUAAACCAUCAAUAAUAAUAGUA